CCCUGCUCGCGUCACGGCCCCGCCCCCGCUGAGCCGGCUCUUUCUUUGCCCGGAGCGAGCGCUUGGGACGUCGCCAUUGGGGCUCGCGCGCCGGGGGCAGCGGCGGAGCUAUGAAGAUCUGGAGCUCGGAGCACGUGUUCGGACACCCAUGGGAUACAGUUAUCAAAGCUGCUAUGAGAAAAUACCCCAAUCCCAUGAAUCCAUGUGUAGUAGGAGUAGAUGUGAUAGACAGGAGCCUCGAUAACCAGGGAAGGUUACAUAGUCACCGACUUCUCAGCACAGAGUGGGGACUACCAAGUAUUGUGAAAGCGAUUUUGGGAACAAGUAGGACUUUGACAUACAUUAAAGAACAUUCCGUGGUAGAUCCAGUAGAAAAGAAAAUGGAACUCUGCUCCACCAAUAUUACUCUCACAAAUUUGGUGUCAGUUGAUGAGAGGUUGGUCUACACGCCUCAUCCUGAAAACCCAGAAAAGACUGUGCUAACUCAAGAAGCAAUUAUUACUGUAAAAGGUGUUAGCCUGAGUAGUUAUUUGGAAAGUUUAAUGGCCAACACAAUAUCCUCCAAUGCUAGAAAGGGUCGAGAUGCCCUGGAAUGGGUGAUCGGCAAACUAAACACAGAAUUUGAGGAAUUAACAUCAUCGACACGAGAGAGCAUGAAAUCUGGAAUGGCAGCGGCAUCAGCAGCAGAGAACUGAGGCCGCAGAACACUGAGGAACUGUGACAGAACAACUUUAUCCCAUGAACUUUAUUUCUUUAAAUCUCUUCUCUGUCUGAUAAUGCCAGUCUUUUGUAUGUUCAUAGGAGUGUCAGAACUCGAGAAAAAUAUAUCGUUUUAGAUCUC
This is a messenger RNA of Gopherus evgoodei (Goodes thornscrub tortoise), 841 nucleotides long. RefSeq names its product PRELI domain containing 3A (gene PRELID3A). Gene Ontology annotation, biological process: phospholipid transport. Gene Ontology annotation, cellular component: mitochondrial intermembrane space. Gene Ontology annotation, molecular function: phosphatidic acid transfer activity. Lineage: Eukaryota; Metazoa; Chordata; Testudines; Testudinidae. Bases 111 to 695 code for a protein of 194 amino acids. The record is from RefSeq and is a predicted model, not a curated record. The transcript has 6 exons.